AUGGAUUCUUCAAGAAGAAAUGCCCCUGAUGAACAACGGUGUAUACUGGGCUUGCAAGAUUUGAAAAUAUCCAACAAAGACGAAAAUGAUACUGAGCAAGCGCACAAUGCUUCAACAUCAAACAAUAGUGUUCAGGCAAAGACUAGACCUAUUGGUGCAAUUGAGAGUUUUACCUUAGAUAAUGCUCCUGUUAAUCGACAGGAUUACAGUUUCUAUGAACGUUCAAAUGUGAUAGCAGCUUCCAAGUUUGCUACUCCUAAGCGAGUAGAGACGAUCGCGUCAAUCAAUAAACGUGAUAUAAACACUACAGCGCUACCAGCCAGUCCAACACGAUCUUUAGACUCAAUUUCGCAGAGGUCACUAAGUUACCAAACUGAAGAUUUAUACGAAAUACCUGGAAAUACAAACUCUCAAUAUCCACCGCCAGUGUAUGAAAACAUAGACUACUACGGGGAACAACAGCUGUCACAACCACCUUACUAUCAUCAGCUGUACCAAAGCCAACCAUUAGCAGCAGAUGGUUAUUAUAACACUCGAUAUAGUAAAGCACAACCUCAAGUGCCAGUAAACAACAAAUCUAAAAUAAAUCCUUUAGUAUACGAAAAUAUGCUUUGUCCUGACAAUGAAAAGAAGAAUGAUUACAAGGUACAACCUAAAUCGGAUCAGCAAUAUCUCCAACAAAGCUCUGCUCCAGGUCCACAAGUGGCUAAUACUAUUAAUCGAAAUAAUUCACAAAAGUUAUUAGAGAAAAAUAAAGUGGAAAAAGUUCCACCACCACCACCAUACCAUUCUUCAUCAGAUAAUUCUAGUAGUGACUAUACUGUGAUGAAAUCUGCUCCUCCUAAAUAUACUGAUGUUAGUGCACUUUUGAAAAAUAAUAAUUCUGUUAGUUUUGAUGAUAAAGUUGUGACCAUUCCUUCAACAGCCAUUUAUGCCUCAAUUGCACCUAGUGCCCAAAGGCCAAAGGCAAAUAUAGCUACAGAAGUUCAAGGUCCUAUACCUGUUCCAAAAUAUUUUCAUCCCAAGCCACCCAUUGGAAAUGGUCUAGGUAAAUUGAAAGCCUCACCAGUAAAUGGAAAUUAUACUAUGCCUCCAAAACCUCUUCCUAAUAGAAUGCAAAUAAUUGAGGAUACAAAUGGCUCUGACUAUGUGUGUAUGACAGGUGGUUCACCGGCUGCUGCAGUAGCAGUUGCAAGUAAAGAUAAUGUGUCGUUGGCCUCAGAAUCUAUUAGUUCUCGUAACAUGGUUUCUGGACUAACUUCAUUAUGUUCACCAGCUCAAUCUCCAGCACCUAGUCCUACUCCGAGUUCUGUAUCUCAAGUAUCGGGUGGUUCUCGAGGAUCUGGUGGGCGUGGUAAAAGUCUCCUUCCAUAUAGUAUAACACCUCCCCGUCCACCUGGACCAAGUGAAGCUCAACGUAAAAUUGAAGAACUUACCCGCCAACUUGAAGAAGAAAUGGAAAGACAAGAUGAAGAAGGAGAAUACUUUGGUAUAUGCCAUACAUGCGGUGCAGGAGUGACAGGGGCAGGUCAAGCAUGCCAAGCUAUGGGGAACCUAUACCAUACCAACUGUUUCAUUUGCUGUUCUUGUGGGCGAGCACUAAGAGGCAAAGCCUUUUACAAUGUCCAUGGCAAAGUGUACUGUGAAGAGGAUUAUCUGUACUCUGGAUUUCAACAGACAGCAGAAAAGUGUGCAAUAUGUGGUCAUCUGAUAAUGGAAAUGAUAUUGCAAGCUAUGGGCAAAUCAUACCAUCCGGGCUGUUUCCGCUGUUGCAUUUGCAAUGAAUGUCUUGAUGGAGUUCCCUUUACAGUUGACGUUGAUAACAAGAUUUAUUGCGUAAAUGACUAUCAUCGCAUGUUUGCACCUAAAUGUGCUAGUUGUGGCAAAGGUAUAACUCCAGUUGAGGGCACAGAUGAAACAGUGCGGGUAGUAUCAAUGGACCGUGACUUCCAUGUUGACUGCUACAUGUGCUGUAUGUGCGGGAUGCAAUUGACCGAUGAGCCUGACAAACGCUGCUAUCCUUUAGCAGGUAAGCUAAUGUGCCGCGCGUGCCACCUGACGGCCAUAGGCGCGCCCACCGGCCCCGGCAUGCCCCCCGCGCCUCACCUCUCACCCGCUUCCUACCAGUACAUGGGA
Messenger RNA from Brenthis ino (lesser marbled fritillary), 2136 nucleotides. Lineage: Eukaryota; Metazoa; Arthropoda; Insecta; Lepidoptera; Nymphalidae. The record is from the annotation of a GenBank genome assembly.